AUGCUCCGAUCGUUUGAGCAUGCUCAGUGAUUGCAGGGCACUUUUGUCGAAAAAGCAACAUCGAUAGAUAGAGGGAAAGCCAUGGAGCGUAAGAAGAACCGCUGGAGCUGGGCAAACCUCCUUUUUACCCUGCUGCUGACUCUGACCUUCGAGCUCGCCCUGCCACUCGCCCAGAACAGAACCCUCCGCUUUGUUACCUUGUUAUAUCGCCAUGGAGAUCGCUCCCCAGUGAAGGCAUACCCUCAAGAUCCCCAUCAGGAAAGUGCCUGGCCCCAGGGAUUUGGACAACUUUCUCAGAAAGGGAUGCAGCAACAGUGGGAACUAGGCCAAGUCCUUCGAAGGCGUUACAAUGGAUUCUUGAAUGCCUCAUACAAUAGACAAGAGAUCUUCAUACGCAGCACAGAUUUUGAUCGAACCCUGAUGAGUGCUGAAGCCAAUCUGGCAGGACUUUACCCCCCAGAAGGGCAGCAGGUGUUCAACCCCAAUGUUUCUUGGCAACCCAUCCCUGUCCACACAGUACCUGACUCUGUGGAGCAGCUCCUGAAGUUUCCAUUAUCUCCCUGUCCCCGGUAUGAGCAGCUGCAAAAUGAGACUCGACAGACAGAAGAAUAUCGAAAUAGAACCAUCCAAAAUAUGGAAUUCCUAGAGAUGGUGGCAAAUAUGACAGGAGUCCAGGAUGUUUCCCUUGAGUCUGUUUGGAGUAUAUAUGACACACUUUUCUGUGAGAAAACACACGAAAUGCAUCUUCCAGCUUGGGUAACUCCUAACGUGAUGAAACAGCUGAAGCAGCUAAAAGAUUUCAGCUUUUCUUUUCUUUUUGGGAUUCACAGACGGGUGGAGAAAGCUCGUCUGCAGGGUGGGGUCCUUCUUUCUCAAAUAAGGAAAAAUCUCAUGCUAGCAACAAAUGUGUCUGCACCCAACCACUUUAAAAUGUUUAUGUACUCAGCACAUGACACCACUCUUGUGGCACUGCAGAUGGCUCUGGAUGUUUUCAAUGGGAAACAAGCACCAUAUGCCUCUUGUCAUAUAUUUGAGCUGUACCAGGAGGAUGAUGGUAACUAUUCAGUGGAGAUGUUCUUUCGGAAUGAGAGUGGGAAGGAGCCAUACCAAUUGGAACUGCCUGGCUGUGAACAGCGUUGCCCUCUGCCGAAAUUCCUGCAACUUACAGAACCAGUUAUUGCACAGAAUUGGAAACAGGAAUGUCAGAUAGCAAAUCCUGCAAAAGACACAGAAGUUAUUGUGGUUUUGGCUGUCUGUGGAUCCAUUCUCUUCCUACUCAUUGUUCUGAUCCUGACAAUACUCUUCCGCGUCAAGUCUCGGCCUCUUGGCUACCGGCACGUUACCAGUGAAGUAGAGGAACAGCCUUGACAAUUGCUCCAGCCCCUCCUGAGGCAGCAAGAGGAAGCAAUGCUGACUACAGAGACAAGAGGGGCUUCUUUCAGUGACUAAGUGUCUUAAUGGUUUAUCUCGAUUGCUAAACCAAAAAGCCCAGAUUUGAUAACAGAGCUUUUGUGAUGUCUCCACCACUAGUUCAGAAAGGAUAUGCUUUCCAAUUGAAGUCUGCUGCACCUCAAGUCUGAGUAGUUGCCACUGGUACUUCUCUUCCUAACUACAAGAGACCUAAUUCUGAAUCAACAAAAACUGGCAUAUCCAAUUCCACUGGGGAAAACGUAUUCCUCUCAGGCUGGAAUCCUAACACACCUACUAAGGAUUAAGCCCAAUUUAACACAAUGGGACUUAGGGUUGUAAAUAUGCAGAUGGUUAUGCUGUUAAGUAUUUUGCAUUCAAUUAAAUGGGCAUAGGAUUGUGCUGUGAAGAACUCUGCUCUUGGCAAAGAUCCUUAUAGAGCAAGAAGAUGGAUACUGGACCAAAAGUUCACACUGUCUACCCAUCUAUUACAAGGGAAAAAUUAGUUGCUAUGUAUUAUUCCACUUUCCAUUUCUUACUGGCUACAAAAACUCCAUAAUAUUGGAAUAUAGUACAUUUUCCUCCAUUUUCAACACCUCAUCUGAAUAUAGUCUUAGAAAGCAGUGCAGCCUUAUUUUUAGUAGACAAGAGGGCCCUUACAGCUUUUUACUGUGGAAUUUUGAUGUGUGUCUCAGCUGUGAUCUAGGUAGUGAUUUUUCAGAGCCAUUCAUUACUUACUCUGUGAUGCAUCAUGUACAAUAUUCUGGACCAGCAGAGAUUCAUAAAGAAAAUGCUACUUUAAAGAAAGUCAACUUUUAAACUUGUAUGGUUGCAAAAGAAAAAGUGUAUGGGCACUGUCCAGGAACUGUUGUCAUUCUAAACAAAAGAACAGAAGUUAUGAGUUAAAUUAUUCUAGAGGAUCAUACAGCUGUAGCCUCAACAUGACAAUCCAAACUUCCCAGUAUGUGUACCUUAUAUUUAGUUCAGAAGACAUUCUAUACAGCUAAGAACUAAAUUCCACAUACAUAUUUUUCUUAUGCAUGUAUGCGGAGGAAAAGUGUUGUGUGUGCUUUCACAUGUUGUAUUUGGUAUACAUACAUCUAUUCUAACCAGGGAAGAAGUUCAAAGGUAUGCAAAGGAUAUCCGUAUUUCUUGGAUAAAAAACAGUUCUGGCCCUCACCACAGAGAAAAUAGUGCCUUGUCCAGUCUUCAGUCCCAUAACAGUCCUGGGUGUGUCUUUCACCCCUAAACAACAGCUUAUCCAACCUCUCCACAAACUUAAAGACAAAUUCAGGCUUACAGAACUAUGGCAUAAUUGUCCUGAGAUCCAGCAUAUUCUCCUAUCAACAAACAGGCUCUCUCUACUAAAAAGCUGUUCUAAUAUCUCCCUUCACCUAAAGGAAGUCCUCAAAGUAGGAACUCCUGGUAAAAAAUUUUUCUGUAGCUCUCCUCCAUCUCUGCCUCCACCCUCAUGGCCCCCCAGGCACAGGCAAGUUUGAUUUUUGCCCUCACUCAGUGUUCAGCCCACAAAUUAGUUUUCAGCACUAGGACAGAAUCCAGAGAACACAAUCUCCCCAUCUUUAAAAGAAAUCCACUCUGUAUUUCCCACUUUACUUCUUUCACUUGCAUUAGGCAUAUUCUUAAAAAUAAAUAAAAGAGACUUCUUAAAAAGGAUAAGAGAUGCUCAGUAAGACAUUUAGUUUGCUCCAUUUUCACUUGAAACAAGAAAGAGGGAAGCAAGCUAUCUGUGGACUGGGAGAGGAGGAAUUGGCUUGUUAAUGGAAAAGCAUUAAGGAAAAAGAAAUAUCAAAAUGGCACUGAAACAUACUGCCCUCUCCCUCCCCUCACUCUAUGGAUCUGGGAGCAUCAGGGAGCUGGGGGCUUCAUUUGGCACCAUCAUGUGUGAGCUGCACACACACACUGGCUUCAAUACAAGCUCAGUAUAAUUUGGACAGGCAUCUUGUCCCUCACUACAUUAUCCCCGCCCACUGUAGCAUUUGUUGAUACUGUUGUACUUUCUGCACUACAGCAUCUGAUGAGAGAUUCAAAAGUGCUCUGAGUCCUCACCAGAUAAUUUACAUUUCACCAAGUACAAUACACAAUAUGGUUCUACCAAAAGAUUGGCAAACUCAGCUUGAAGCUGUCCACAUUUUUUCCUUUACUGAUCACCAUGAUGUGGCUCCUGCAGGACAGGAUGCAAGCACAGAGCCAGUGAAAACCCAGAAGAGUAACUAUGGCAAAUAGAUCAACUGCAACAUGUUAAUUUCCUGCAGGGUUGGUAGCAAAAUGAAGGACAGUUGUCUGCUUUGGUACACACUGGCAAAAUAGAUUUCUACUGUUUUUGAAUCUUUGAAUGAUGUUUCUGUAAUUCACUUGGAUCACUUUCUUAGGUGUUUUUCAUUAAAAAUUAAGGUGGGACUGGACUUCUGCCCCUUUUUUUCUCUGUACAGGUUUCAUAGCUGGAUGUGAGUGUGCAUGCCUAACUAAUAGUAAUAACAGUCACAGAAAUAAAGUAUUGGAACUCCUUCCAUUCCUCA
This is a messenger RNA of Varanus komodoensis (Komodo dragon), 3944 nucleotides long. It is a transcript of the gene ACP2, whose product is annotated as acid phosphatase 2, lysosomal. The transcript is spliced from 11 exons. Gene Ontology annotation, molecular function: acid phosphatase activity. Bases 82 to 1368 code for a protein of 428 amino acids. Lineage: Eukaryota; Metazoa; Chordata; Lepidosauria; Squamata; Varanidae. Gene Ontology annotation, cellular component: lysosome. The record is from RefSeq and is a predicted model, not a curated record. Gene Ontology annotation, biological process: lysosome organization; dephosphorylation.